CUCCAAUGUACCCGACUGCCCCUCGAUGAUGAUGAUGAUGCCGACGAGCUUGGAACUCACUCAACCUUGAUCAACCUACGUGGCAACAUACGAAAAAUAAGAAAAAAAUAAGAGCGAAAAAGUGAUAAAUAAAAGCAAUAGAAAAAGGAUUCAAAAGAUAAAUAACCACCAAGCUUGACAACCGUCGAAAGAGGAAAAAAAAAAAAAAAGGAAAAGAGAACAAAAAGGAGAAACGAAAAAUGGCCCUCAAAGACACCUACACGCUCCCCGCGGCCGCCGACAUGCACGUGCACCUGCGCAAUGCGCCGGGUCCGAUCGCGUCCCUGGUGACGCCCACCAUCCGCCGAGCCGGCAUCGACACGGUCUUUGUCAUGCCCAACCUUGCCCCGAGGCCGCUCGUCUCGGUCGCCGAGGCCCUUGCGUACAAGCAGGCGCUGCAGCAGCUGGACGGCGGCGUCGAGUAUCUCAUGUCGCUGUACCUGCACGAGAGCAUCACACCCGACGUCAUCAGGGAGGCCAAGCGGGCCGGCAUCAAGGGGGUCAAGGCGUACCCUCGCGGGGCGACCACCAACUCUCAAUGGGGAGUGGUGUCGUUUGACCCGUUCCACGACGUGCUCAAGACGAUGGAGGAGGAAGGGAUGGUGCUGAACCUGCACGGCGAGGUGCCCAGCAGCGCCGCCGACGGCGUGACGGUUAUGAACGCCGAGUCGAGGUUCAUCCCGGUGCUGAAGGGCCUGGUCGAGAAAUAUCCCAAGCUCAAGAUCGUGCUGGAGCACUGCACCACGGCGGACGCGGUCGAGGCAGUCAAGGCGUUGGGCGACAACGUCGUGGGAACUAUCACGGCCCAUCACCUCUCCCUCCUGGUAGACGACUGGUCCGCCAAUGUGCACCACUACUGCAAACCGUCCGCCAAGUCCCCCGAGGACCGCCGCGCCCUCCUCAACGCCGUCGUCACCAGCAACGGCAAGUUCUUCCUCGGCACCGACAGCGCCCGUACGUACAGAGUCCCCCCCCCCCUCGGGUUCCCUUUCACGCAUACAUGCGCACAAACGCAUGUAAACCCAAGCUAACAAUUGAUGAUCCUCCCUUCGCCACCUUCCGCGGGUGUGGGGGUGGGCGUGGGCACGAUCUUUUUAAAAAAAAA
Messenger RNA from Thermothelomyces thermophilus ATCC 42464, 1144 nucleotides. RefSeq lists its product as uncharacterized. NCBI's taxonomy places the organism in Eukaryota, Fungi, Ascomycota, Sordariomycetes, Sordariales, Chaetomiaceae. Gene Ontology annotation, biological process: pyrimidine nucleotide biosynthetic process; 'de novo' pyrimidine nucleobase biosynthetic process. The record is from RefSeq and is a predicted model, not a curated record. Gene Ontology annotation, molecular function: dihydroorotase activity. Bases 240 to 1070 code for a protein of 276 amino acids. Gene Ontology annotation, cellular component: cytoplasm. The transcript has 4 exons.